This is a messenger RNA of Symsagittifera roscoffensis, 1055 nucleotides long. Its product is annotated as RWD domain-containing protein 1-like. The record is from RefSeq and is a predicted model, not a curated record. The coding region runs from base 59 to 775 and encodes 238 amino acids. Gene Ontology annotation, molecular function: protein binding. Lineage: Eukaryota; Metazoa; Xenacoelomorpha; Acoela; Convolutidae. Gene Ontology annotation, biological process: cytoplasmic translation. The transcript has a single exon.
CAUUUUUAAAAUAAGUAACUAUAAGUCAAUCUAUUUGAGAUUUUGAAAUGAUUUCAAAAUGAGUAUCGAGGAGCAAGAAAUUGAAAUUGAUGCACUUCGCUCCAUAUAUCCUGAAGAGUUUGAACUGAUAGAGGAUAGUGCGCCCUUCAAAUUUAAAGUUAUUCUUGCGUCUCAGCCAGUUGAUUGUGGACCAGAAGAUGAUCCAACUGAAUUUGAAACAGGGCUAACGUUUCUUGCUAGACUUCCUGAAGUAUAUCCCGAAGUUGAACCUGAGUAUUCUUUUAUCGACAUAAUCGGAUUAGAUGAUUUAGAGUUAGAUAGCGUGCAUUCAGUCGUAAAGCAGCUCAUAGAAGAUAAUAUUGGUAUGUCGAUGGUUUUCGCAAUUUGCUCAGAAAUACAGAGUACGCUAACAUCUCUUUCCGAAAAUAAACUGAAAUCGAAAGAAGCAGAAGCUGAUCGUAAGAAAAAGGAAGCAGAAGAAAUUGAGUUGAAAAGACUUAUUGGAACACCAGUAACAGUUCAGACGUUUUUAGAAUGGAAAGCGAAAUUUGACGAGGAAAUCAAAAUCACGAAAUCGACGGUAAUGAAGACAAUUGUCGACGAUAAGACUGCGAUAAAAAUGACUGGAAAGCAGCUAUUCUUACAAGAUGCUAAAAUGGAUAGUUCUGACUUAGAGUUUUUGGAAACAGCGGUUGGUACAAUGGAAAUAAAUGAGUCUUUAUUUCAAGAUGACGAAGACUUUGAGAUUGAAGAUGACGAGUUAUCCGAUGAAUAAUUUUCUAAUUUACCAUCCCCUCUUAAAUCAAAAAUACAAUUAGCGAUUAACUUAUGUUAAAUCAAUUUGGUUUUUUACAGGAUUCGAGUUUGGAGCUUCUGAUCGAAGUCUGCCAUUUAUUUAAGGGGAUUGCAACGAUCUGCAUAUUUUUUCCUGUCCUGAGCAGUAACAAUUCGUGAGGAGUAUGCCCUUUUCAUUUGUUUCAAUGUUUAAGGCAAAGAAAAUUUCACCCUAUUAUUCAAUAAAUCAGUCUUGGUUUUUAGUUCAUUUUUAUCAAAUC